GGAUUCAGAGAGGCAUUGGACAUUGUUUUUGGCUCAGACAUGGACGGAGAAGAAGGAAGCGGAAUACGGCUGAGCAAGAGAUUCGCCGGCGGGAAAGUCACUGGCGGUAGCUUAGAGGUCGAUUACAAGACCAAAUCCGGUACCGCUUGGAGUCACUCGUUCCUGAACCAGAAGCCAUGGCAUCCUCUUUCUUAUCCCAACCAGCGCCGCAAAUGGAUCGCCGAGCAGACUCACGCCCAACACGAUCGCAGAGCCGAAGAGGUGGCUCGCGAGUUUGCGCAAGAGCAGGAAUUUUUCAAGCAAGCGGCUCUCAUCUCGAAGAAAGAAAGAGAGAAGAUCGAAACGAUGAAAGCUGUGAGUUUCAUGUAUGUUCGCCCACCUGGCUAUGAUCCUGAAAGUGCCAAAGCAGCAGAAUACGCGGCUGAGAAAAACAAGGGUCAGGGUUCUUCAACUCAGGAUCCACUGGCGGACGAUAAUGUUGGUUCUAAACCAGAAGAAUCACAAGGCGGGGGAGACCGUACAGGCCAGGAAAGGAAGAAACCACGACCCAAAGAUGUUUUUGGGCGUGCUCUUCCAACUGAAGAAGAAUUUGACGUCCUUAAAAAUGCUCCAAGGAUGGAGACUGGUAUUCCUGGGAGAGUAAAGCCAUUUGCAGUGGAAGUGCGUAAUGUGAAAUGUCUGAGAUGUGGAAACUUUGGGCACCAAAGCGGUGAUCGUGACUGUCCAUUAAAGGAUGCAGUAAUGCCAAAUGAAGAACUUCGACUGAAAAGAGAUGAUCCUUUGACUGCUAUCAUUGCACAUACAGAUCCCAGUGAGCCUCUGAAGUGGGAGUUGAAACAAAAGCCGGGGUUAAGUCCUCCUCGUGGGGGUUUUGAUCUCGACGAUCCAAAUCAACAAAUUGUCGCUGAAGAUAUAUUUGACGAAUAUGGAGGAUUCCUUGAGGGAAGCAUCCCAUUAGAAUUAAUUAAGAGUAUGUCGUCGGAUAAGAAAAGAAAAUCCAAAAAGAACAAAAAGCACAAGAAGCGUUCAUCUCGUACUGUUCAGGAGACUGAUGAAUCUUCAACAGGCUCAGAAGAUAGUAGAGAGAAGAGAGGCUCGAAGAAGCGUAAGAUACUUAAGAAGAAGAGCAAGAAGCAUUAUGAUUCUGAGUCACUCUCCUCGGAAGAUUCAGACUCUGAAAGUUACAGUCUGAGUAGGAGGAGACACACCAAGCAUGUGGAUCCGUCUGCGACAUUAAAAUCUGAGGUUCCCCACCAAGAAAUCAGUCGCAGAGAAAAGCAUGACGAUGACGAGAAGCACCAGAAGCAGAAGGAAAUCGUGGAUAGACCGUCUUCUUCAUCUGAUGAUUCAGAUUAUUAUAGAAGUCAAAGUAGUAGAAAGAAAAGAUCAGAAGAUGAUUACAAAAGCCAUCACAGGGAGAGAAAGCAAGUGCAUAAUAACGAUCCUGUUGCAGAGAAAAAUCAGAAACAUGAAAAUUUGGAGUCUAGAAAGCUUCAUAGAGUCGAGAAAGAGCAUAGAUAUGAUGAGAGGAAACACAGAUACCUCGAUAUGGAGUCUGAGAAUCGUCAUAGAUCCAAGAAGAAAUCAAAAUAUGAUGAUCUUGAUUCUGGGAGGCAUCACAGGAGUGUGAAGGGCAAAGAAAAGCAUGUGUAUGAGUAUGACACAUAUGAUGAUCCUGGAGAGUUUUCUGACAGAUACAGAAGCAAGAAGAAUGCAGACUCUGAUUCAGACUCAAACUGUAGAAGUAGAAAGCAGAAGAAGCAUGAGUUGUCAUCAGAAGAAGAAGAGAAGAAGUCUCGGGCAUUUGGAGAGCAAGUGAGAGAAUCCAUGUCCUUGAUUCAGCGUCGGUUGAAUCGUGUUCAUGGAUUAUCAUCUGUUAACGCUUGGAAUUUUCAGAUACGAGAAGCUGUGAAUCGAAAUGAUCCGGUGGAAUCACUUCUUCGGUUUAGAGAAUUGAAGCGUGGAGGAUUUGAACCGAACAACUUUACCUUUCCAUUUGUGGCGAAGGCGUGUGCUAGACUCUCUGAUAUUUCGUACUGUGAGAUGGUUAAUGCCCAUGUUUUAAAGUCUCCGUUCUGGUCUGAUGUGUUCGUUGGGACUGCGACGGUUGAUAUGUUUGUAAAAUGUAAUUCUCUAGAUCAUGCCGCUAAGGUGUUUGAGAGAAUGCCUGAAAGAGAUGUUACUACUUGGAACGCAAUGCUGUCUGGUUUUUGUCACUCAGGUCACAUAGAUAAAGCGUUUUCUCUAUUUCGUGAAAUGAGACUCCACAAGAUCCCACCUGAUUCUGUGACUGUUUUGACCUUGAUUCAGUCUGCUUCGUUUGGAAAAAGUUUGAAGCUUUUGAAGGCCAUACAUGCUUUAGGGAUACAUUUAGGUGUAUCUGUACAAGUUACAGUUGCAAAUACUUGGAUCUCUACUUACGCGAAAUGUGGUGAUUUGGAUUCAGCAAAAUCAGUUUUUGAAGCCAUUGACAGAGGUGACAGAACUGUUGUGUCUUGGAAUUCUAUGUUCAAAGCAUAUUCAGUUUUUGGUGAAGUAUAUGAUGCUUUUGGUCUUUACCGGUUGAUGCUGCGUGAAGAGUUUAAGCCUGAUUUGGGCACCUUUAUAAACCUUGCUGCAUCGGGUCAGAACCCCGCAACACUAACACAAGGAAGAUUGAUUCAUUCUCAUGCAAUCCAUCUCGGUACAGAUCAAGAUAUUGAAGCUAUCAAUACCUUCAUCUCUAUGUAUUCGAAAUCUGGGGAUACUUGUUCAGCGAGGCUUUUGUUUGACAUAAUGCCUUUCAGAACAUGUGUUUCUUGGACUGUGAUGAUAAGUGCGUAUGCUGAGAAAGGCUACAUGGAUGAAGCUUUGGCCUUAUUUCAUGCCAAUACCAAAACAGGAGAGAAACCAGAUUUAGUAACCUUACUCUCCCUCAUUUCAGGUUGUGGAAAAUUUGGUUCACUGGAAAUUGGAAAAUGGAUAGAUGCUAGAGCAGAUAUGUACGGGUGCAAGAAAGAUAAUGUCAUGAUUUGCAAUGCCCUUAUAGACAUGUACUCAAAAUGUGGAAGUAUACCCGAAGCUCGAGACAUCUUCGAUAACAUGUCUGAGAAAACUGUUGUCACAUGGACUACAAUGAUAGCUGGAUAUGCUUUGAACGGUUUCUUUUUCGAAGCUUUGGAACUUUUCAGCAAGAUGGUAUAUUUGGAUUAUAAACCAAACCACAUAACAUUCCUUGCCGUUCUUCAGGCUUGUGCUCAUUCAGGUUCUCUGGAGAAAGGGUGGGAGUAUUUCCUCAACAUGAAACAAGAAUACAACAUGAGUCCUGGGUUAGAACAUUACUCUUGUAUGGUAGAUCUUCUUGGAAGAAAGGGAAAGCUCGAAGAAGCAUUAGAACUCAUCCGUAACAUGUCAGCUAAACCUGAUGCUGGCAUAUGGGGCGCAUUGCUUAGUGCGUGCAAGAUCCACCAUAAUGUGAAGAUAGCUGAGCAAGCAGCUGACAGUCUUUUUAACAUGGAACCGCAAAUGGCUGCACCUUACGUAGAAAUGGCAAACAUAUAUGCAGCUUCUGGUAUGUGGGAUGGUUUUGCGAGAAUCAGAAGCAUGAUGAAACACAGGAACAUUAAGAAGUAUCCAGGUGAAAGCGUGAUUCAAGUGAACGGGAAGAAUCACACUUUCACUGUAGGAGAACGCAGUCAUGCGGAGAAUAAAUCGAUAUACCUUAUGUUGAAUGGUUUGACUUUGUUUGCGAGAGAUGAACAUAGAGUGCAUAAAGAUGUCUAUACACACUAUACAGGACAAAGUUAUGACCUUUUCAUUUGAUAUUUUGCAUAAUUGACUUGUCAGUGCAUUUGUUAUUAUUA
This is a messenger RNA of Capsella rubella, 3842 nucleotides long. RefSeq names its product pentatricopeptide repeat-containing protein At4g19191, mitochondrial. The transcript has 8 exons. Gene Ontology annotation, biological process: RNA modification. NCBI's taxonomy places the organism in Eukaryota, Viridiplantae, Streptophyta, Magnoliopsida, Brassicales, Brassicaceae. The coding region runs from base 40 to 3801 and encodes 1253 amino acids. The record is from RefSeq and is a predicted model, not a curated record. Gene Ontology annotation, molecular function: protein binding; RNA binding.